This is a messenger RNA of Cottoperca gobio, 5110 nucleotides long. RefSeq names its product glypican 4 (gene gpc4). Bases 659 to 2341 code for a protein of 560 amino acids. Gene Ontology annotation, biological process: regulation of protein localization to membrane; cell migration; regulation of signal transduction. The record is from RefSeq and is a predicted model, not a curated record. NCBI's taxonomy places the organism in Eukaryota, Metazoa, Chordata, Actinopteri, Perciformes, Bovichtidae. The transcript is spliced from 9 exons. Gene Ontology annotation, cellular component: plasma membrane; synapse; cell surface. Gene Ontology annotation, molecular function: protein binding.
GCUCCGCCCCUGGUGUUCCUGUUUUCUAGGUCUUUGUCCCCGGAACUUGCACUCACUCCUGGGUGUCCACUAGGGUUUUCUGCUCGCAUCUGGAUCCCAGUACGACUAGCAUACAGUCCAGUGUCCUACAGAAACCACGGCCUCUCCUCAAGUUUGGAAAGAAAGCAAGAAAAGAAAGGAAGAAAGAAGAAGAAAAAAACACCUCUCCGGCAACUUUUCCACCGUCUCCUCCCGUGGGUUAUACUUUCGUCGGGGCUGUGAAGCAGCAGUGUGAUUCUUGCCUGCAGUGAAACUUUUUUAUGUUGUAAAACUGCUGUUUUGUCGCUUUUUCGUGUUUUUUCGAUUGAGUCUGGAACUCGACUGUUAUCGCACAUACCCGUGCUUUUAAACGGACGACGUUUGAGCAGUGUUUAAGGUUAUUUUCGGUGUUUUUUCUCCUCUCUCAAAGUUGUUUCAGAGGUGGCCUCAGAGCUGCUGUGAAUGAAGUAUCUGUUGAGCUGAAGAAAUCAGCGCGUCUCCAUGAGGAAACUCAGCGUGGGAGUCGCUGAAACUUUGUCCUAGUUUACACACACCUAAGCGACUAUAGAUAUAUAUAUAUAUAUAUAUAUCUAUAUUGUUUUUACUUUUUGUGCUGGUAACUUGUUUUCACUGACACAACAUGAAGACGCUGUUGGUGUUGUGUGUAGUGUGCACGCUGGUUGUGUUGUCUGUGUCGAUGACUGCGGAGCAAAAGUUGAAAAACUGCAACGACGUCCGUGCGGCGUACAGCUCCAUGGGCUUCAACGUCAACGAUGUUCCCAACAAAGGAGUCAACGGAGCCCCUUUGAAAGUGUGUCCGCAGGGUUUCUCCUGCUGCACGGUGGAGAUGGAGGAGAAGCUGAGCCAGCAGAGCCACACGGAGAUCAAAGCUCCCGUCUCCAGGCUUAGCACCAACCUACAAUCCACCUUCAGACAGAGGCACGACCACUUUGACAAGUUUUUCCGUGAGCUUUUGAAAAAUGCAGAGGUCUCGCUGCACAACAUGUUCGUGCGAACAUACGGGAUGAUGUACGUUCAGAACGCGGAACUGUUCAAGAACUUCUUCAAGGCCCUGUCUCGAUACUACGUGUCCGGCAGCGCAGCCGUCAACCUGGACUCCAUGCUGUCGGACUUCUGGGCCGACCUCCUGGAGAGGAUGUUCCGACUCGUCAACGUGCAGUACGAAUUCAGCGAAGCCUACAUGGAGUGCGUCAGCCGGCACACAGAGCAGCUGCAGCCCUUCGGCGACGUGCCGCGGAAGCUCCGUAUCCAGCUGACGCGGGCCUUUGUCGCUGCACGCACCUUUGUGCGCGGCCUGACGCUCAUGCCCGAGGUGGUCAAUAAAGUUUCUACGGUCAGUGCGUCUCCCAGCUGUGUGCAAGCGGCCAUGAAGAUGUUAUACUGUCCCUACUGCUCAGGCCAAGUGGCCCUGAAACCCUGCCAGAACUACUGUCUGAAUGUGUUGCGUGGGUGUUUGGCCAACCAGGCCGACUUGGACGCCGAAUGGAACAACUUCCUCGACGCCAUGCUCAGUCUAGCCGAGAGGCUCGAAGGUCCCUUUAAUUUCGAGUCUGUCAUGGAACCCAUCGACGUGAAGAUUUCCGAGGCCAUCAUGAACAUGCAGGAGAACAGCAUGCAAGUGUCUCAGAAAGUUUUCCAAGGAUGUGGGCAGCCUAAACCAAGCAUGGCCUUCCGAUCCAAACGUUCUAUCAAAGACACAGGCUUUAACGGCCGCUUCCGACCUUACAGUCCCGAUGCAAGGCCCACUACCGCCGCCGGGACGAGUUUAGAUCGAUUGACAAAUGAUGUGAAGAAAAAGCUGAAACAUGCAAAGAAGUUCUGGUCCACAUUGCCAGAGACCGUGUGUGCAGGUGAGAGGAUUGCACCUGGGGACGAGUGCUGGAACGGAACAGCAAAAAGCAGGUACGAGUCAAUUGUCAUUGGCAAUGGACUGGCCAAUCAGGUAUCAAACCCUGACGUGGACGUUGACAUAACGAAGCCAGACAUUGUGAUUCGCAGUCAGAUCGCAGCUUUGAAGGAAAUGACGAGCUGGCUCAAAGCUGCGCACAGCGGCAAUGACAUCUCUAUUGAUAACGAUGAGGAUGGCAGCGGAGGAGAGGAAAGCGGCAGCGGUUGCGACUCGCCAUCAUGCGACACGGACCGGGACAUCUACUUCUCCACUCCGCCAAACCCCGGCAAACCCCGGGUUGUACCAGUAAUUGUGAGAAAAGAUCAAUCAGCUGGGGGGGUCGCCUCACAGGGAAGCAUGGCGCUGGCGCUCUGCGGGCUGGCCCUGGCCCUGCUCGCUCCCCACUUAAGAUAAAACUGGCUGGGCAGGUAGAGGAAGAGAAACAACCAGGAAAUGACGGAGCGAAGGAGGAAACUGUCAGAGAGACUUUAAAAAGACUGCCUUCAGGACCUUGGACUGUCCGCCUUUGGGGGGAAAGACUCUUCUUAAUAUUACAAUAACUUCACUUUUAAUUAUUUGUUUGUAUGUUUUUAAGGACAUCAGUGUACAGCAAUACGAUUUUCUUCCCAAGAAAUCCACCUUUUAUCCCCCAGAUAAACCUUUACUCCUUAUCGCUCUUUUGGAGCUCCACUAUGCUUCUGCUUGCAGCGUUACAAACAUCAUAUAAUUGACUUGUUUUGGCAAUUUAUUCUCAUAGUACAUUAUUGUGCCUUCUUCAAUGAUUGCCGUCUGAUAUCUAAAAAGCAAGCCGGAUGUUUGGUUGAACAUCGAAUGCCUGUGGUGCGACUCAUCUUCAUAUUUCUGAGGAUCUUCUUUCUUUCCAUGAUCAACAAAUCAUGUAAUGUUGUUGUGAAUGUUAAAUAUUCAUAAGUCAUUUGAAUGUGCAUACUGUGAAUGUGUGUGUCAUUUACAUACAUCAGCCAGUCACAUCUCAACUAAGGAACAGUUGGAGCUUUUGUUCGCUUUUGCUUUGGAGAGACGUUAAAAAUGAUUCUCAGAAAUACAGCGAGAGACGUUACAGCACAGGAAUUUAUGUUUGACCUGGAGAUGGAAUCCUUCUUUAGAAGAGCUUUUUGGGGCGCUCCACAAGCCCAAACAUGCAUAUUGUAUGCCUGCUAUGAGCAUUAUCACAACUUUUAACUUCCUUCAUUAAUUUCUAAUUUAACUUCCUCAGUGUAAACAGUUCAAAAUAAGGUCAUACCUCAUGCAUGCGUGCUGUAAUUGUCAAUGCAAGCUGGUGAUGUUGAGUUGAAAGUGUCUGAUAGAGUUGGUCAAAGGUAACUGACGUGGAAGGAGGAGGACUCCCCUGGCAUUAACCCUAAAGAAGGCAAAGCUGACAAGUCCUGAAUGGUACUGUAAAGCUCAGUUCAGCACAGAGGAUCUGACUCUAUGCAGUCUUACUUGUAUGAAAAGAGAAGGUGGCGACAUGUAUGUUCACAUUAAACUAGAGAAGAGGAACAAAAGACAGUGCUUUGAUCAAACAAAAUCAAGAAAAGAUUAUUUUAAUACAGGGUUUUAUGUUGAAGAGGUGUUGUAAUGUUUAGCUAUUUUUGGUAUGAAGAUAUAUAUUAGGUACUACAUUGGAUUUUACUGCUAGUUUUAGGUGGUGGAAGACUUUUGGUCAGUGUGCACAGUUUUUUGGUGCCCGGUUUAUUUCGCCCGCAUCCCCCGUCCCACAAUACACACUCGUGCCUCUUAAGGGGCCUGUGUCGGUAUAAAUGGACUCAUAUGAUCUACCUAUCCUCAUCCUUUCAACUUGAGGUGGAAUGUUGAAGUAUUGUCACAAGUGCUACCAAAAUGAAUGCAAUGUAUGGUGCCUGAUCUUUUUUUUUUUUUUUUUUUAAUAACCUUGGUACAUUAUUAGCAACUUCUUGAGGUAAAAAAAAAAAGACUAGUUGUUGAUGAUUUGUAUCUAUUGUCUGCUCAGAUUCCCUGUCGGGUUUUUUGAGUAUUUUGUUACCAGCUGACGAGCACAACAUAAGAUUCUUUCUGUAUCUUCUAAUUUGAUAAUCGGGUCUGUAAGUUGCCAUUUCAUCUUUAAAAGGAUGCUGCCUCGUGUAGCUUUUGUACAGUAACUUAUGCAUGUAUUUGAAUGGCAUUGCAAACAUGCUUUUUGAACUGACAUAGAUGAUCCAAAAUACAGUAUUCAGAAUGUUUCGAUAUGAAAGAUUUAGGUGAAAAUUAUUAAUUUCUAAUUGAUUGAAUUGAUACAAUUUGGGGGCUUUUGAAUAUGCAUUUUGUAAAAACAGAAAAAUGGAUUGGCUUGUGUCACCUUUGUCUGCAGGUCUGAAACCAUUGGCUGCAGUUACCGAUGUUGUAAACUGGACACAACCUUGCUGCCUGCUGUUAGGCUUUGAAAUUGACAGGUUGAUUGUAAGCUUACAUGAAAUUUUCUUUUUUUUAAGGUGAUGUUACUAACUAAAAACAACGAGGACAUCAAUUUUAAGAAUCUGACAUCAAAAGAUUCGAUUCAAACAACUAAGCAACCCACAUAAAAUACUGAAGCCUUAAUUUAAAAAUAAUGAAGCUGUUGUUCCGCAGCUUGAUUAGGCAUUACCUCUGCAUAUGACCGGUUCAGUUCAUCUGAUUGUUGUGUUCCGCCAACAUUUCUACGAGGGCUUGUGCAUGCGUUUGUGUCAUGUGGAAGAAGUUGUGUCGUGUGAAGAAACCCAACUUUCUGAGAGUCAGAGUUUCGGGUGACGAUGGUAAAUGUCUGUGCUUGCGGGCCAGGGCAACAACAUUUUCCGGCUGGCAGGAGUUGGUCCGGCUGCUGGAUGUUGUUCAUUCGAUCCACAGAGCAACUUCAGUGCAGUGACUUAAAAGUUGAGUUGGACAGGUGUCUAAAGCCUUCCAUCAGCCUUUGGCCCACAACAACAGAAAGGACUCAUUUUCUGAAGAGAGACUGAGUGACUGACUGAGAAGAAUAAAAAAAAGUGUAAAUAAAGAGCAGCCGGUUUAGAUGUCUCUAAAAGAGGCCGUAACAGUACACCAGAUUUUUACUUGUCAGAGUAUCUCCUAAAUGUUAUGGAAAAACAAGAUGAGAUAGAUGUUAAAUUGUAAGAGAAAAUGUAUAUUAAACAACAUUUCUUAGUCUUGUAAAAAUAAAGACUGCCAAUAUUUAAA